Daldinia decipiens is the source of this 1435-nucleotide messenger RNA. Its product is annotated as Deuterolysin metalloprotease family-domain-containing protein. NCBI's taxonomy places the organism in Eukaryota, Fungi, Ascomycota, Sordariomycetes, Xylariales, Hypoxylaceae. Gene Ontology annotation, biological process: proteolysis. The record is from RefSeq and is a predicted model, not a curated record. Gene Ontology annotation, molecular function: metalloendopeptidase activity. Bases 148 to 1008 code for a protein of 286 amino acids. The transcript is spliced from 3 exons.
GACUCCCCUCUCGAUGUCAAGCUUGAGAUGGUUGGCAACACAGCCGUCAAGGCUAGCAUCACCAACACGUACGUAGGAGCUGAGUUCCUAGGAAUUUCACUCUUCCCCUCAGAAGUCUGAAGGUCUUCAAGACCGGUACUUUCCUGGAUGAGAAUGCUGCCACUGAGAAGGUUGCCAUUCGGCCUGCUAGGUAACAAGGUCCAGUUCGACGGCAUUCGUCUGCGAGUGCAAACCACCGGACUUGACGAGGAUGCCUUCAAGACCAUCGCUGCUGGCGAGACUGUCGAGGCCACCUUCGACGUAGCCCAGGCUUACGACCUCAGCGCCGGCGGUAAGUACGACGUUGUCUCCCUGGGAGCCAUGUCCUACGCCGAGCUCAACACCACCGACCUUGCCGGCAUCUACUCGGUUGCUGGAAGCACUACCACCGCCGAGAUCGAUGGCGCUGCCGCUAAGGAAGUUCGCCGCCGCUUCCACGCUAAGCGUCUCGCCGUCCAGUCUGAUUGCACCGGAAGCAAGCUUAGCGCUACCAACACGGCCAUCAGCAACUGCCGUUCUUUGGCCUUGGCCGCCCAGACUGCUGCGACCUCGGGCGACGCCGCUAAGGUGACCGAGUACUUCAAGUCGAGCACCAGCUCUACUCGCAGCACAGUCGCCAGCUUCUUCUCCAGGGUAGCCAGCCAGUGCGGCAGCACUACGUCGGGUGCGCGGCUCUACUGCUCUGACGUGUAUGGCGCGUGCACGAGCGGUGUCCUUGCGUACACCUUGCCUUCAGCCCAAUACGAAGUCAACUGCAACCUGUACUUCACCGCGCUGCCAGCCUUGACCAGGACUUGCCACGCCCAGGACCAGGCGACCACAACCCUCCACGAGUCGACCCAUCUCUACGGCACCGACGACUACGGCACCUACGGAUACUCGGGUGUCCGCGGCCUUACGGCGUCCCAGAACUUGAACCACGCCGACACCUAUGCGCUUUUCGCCAACGCCAUCUACGUUGGCUGUUAAACGUGUUGCUGCUCACUAGUUGUGCUGUCAGAUAGGGGGCUAUUAUUUCGGGGAUGGAACGCUAAUACUGCUCAGGGGAAGACAGAAAGAAAUAAAAGAAAGGAAAAAGAAAGACUGUCCAAAAGAGUUUAAUUUUUUUUCUGGCUUCCCCUAGAAGGAGCUUGUCUAAGGAAAUGCUGUUUCGUGCACUGUCUUCUUCUGACAGUGGGACAAAGCCCGCAAGAAGGCGGGGAGCGAUCGCAAACUUCUCUUGGAUACAAAAGCGGGAUUCACGUGUCAUCCCACGAUUGUAUUGUUUUUUAAUACGCAAAUACAUGUCUUUAUCUAGUAUCACAAGGCAAUUGUUCCGUCUUAUAGGCAUCCGCUUACAAGUGACGUGGUUUAAAUAUCAGAAAUCACACGUGUUCAGGUACCGGAGUAACCAUCA